GAGAAGGAGGGAGGCGAGGAAGCUAUGCAGGUGGAUGGAAGUCUGCCGGCUGUAGCAACCUCACAGGCAACCACGUCAGGGAAGGGCGCGCGGUCCUCUGAGCCGACAUCUCUGGCCCAAUCUUCCGACGAACGAGGUACCAAUGUGCGAGACACAGCAGCUAUUAUACAGGGGAAAGUCCCCUCUACGCAGGAGCUGCUCGAGGGUAUUGAUUUGAGGAGGCUAGAGCUUGACAGGGGAAGCGAGAGCGAACUAAGGCUCUCGGACCUGGAUGAGCAAUUAUGAGGCACCCACCGCCCUUGUCAGUAGCCCAGACCAACCUGCACCACGCGGUCGCGGCCUCGGCUGUAAUUGUGAGCAGGUUUUCUACGGACGAUCUGGGCAUAGUACUGAUUCAGGAGCCGUGGACAUACAGGGCCAGGUAAGGGGCCUCAAAGGAACACAUAGUAAGGUAAUAUGGGACCUCUCCGUUGAGAGGCCUAGAGCAUGUGUAAUGGUCAGGAAUGAUAUCGAUUUUUUCUGCAUUACAGAGUUUUUAAGCCAGGAUCUGGUAGCAGUACAAGCGACGCUUUGGGUGGAAGGAAGACCCAGGGACAUAGUGUUUGCCGCCGCAUACUUUCCGGGGGAUAACCACAGCAUUCCCCCUGCAGAGGUACAAGACCUGGUGGAGCAUUGCAGAAGAGCCCGACUUCCUUUAAUCCUCGGUUCCGAUGCGAAUGCCCACCACGUUGAGUGGGGCAGCACCGACAUCAACAAAGUCAACAAAGGGCAUCGACUUCAGGCGACUUGAGCUCGAUAGGAGAAGCGACAGCGAACUACAGCUCUCCGAUCUCGACGAGCCCCAACUAUGAC
Rhagoletis pomonella (apple maggot) is the source of this 852-nucleotide messenger RNA. RefSeq lists its product as uncharacterized. The coding region runs from base 272 to 790 and encodes 172 amino acids. The record is from RefSeq and is a predicted model, not a curated record. Gene Ontology annotation, molecular function: catalytic activity. Lineage: Eukaryota; Metazoa; Arthropoda; Insecta; Diptera; Tephritidae. The transcript is spliced from 2 exons.